This is a messenger RNA of Dermacentor silvarum, 765 nucleotides long. Its product is annotated as solute carrier organic anion transporter family member 4A1. Gene Ontology annotation, molecular function: protein binding. Lineage: Eukaryota; Metazoa; Arthropoda; Arachnida; Ixodida; Ixodidae. Gene Ontology annotation, cellular component: membrane. Gene Ontology annotation, biological process: transmembrane transport; sodium-independent organic anion transport. The coding region runs from base 1 to 765 and encodes 254 amino acids. The record is from RefSeq and is a predicted model, not a curated record. The transcript has 5 exons.
AUGCAGGAUGAGACAGCUGGGGAACCGGACCGGUUCGUCUACGUGUACAAACAAGUACGCAAACACAUUAUACCGGAUGAGUUUGAAAUGUUCGCUAUCGGCAUCACGUCGACGCUUACUAAGUUCUUCGAGUCUCAGUUCGGGAUGGCGUCAGCGUCCAUCGCCUACCUUACCGGGCCCAUCGUGCUCGUCGGCGGCGGCUUCGGCGCCAUCAUCGGUGGCGCCCUGGUGGGCCGCUGGAACCUGGACUACGCGGGCAUAAUGCGCCUCUGCAUGUACAACUGCUGCAUCUCGUGGUUCGGCGUGCUCGCUUUCCUUUUCAACUGUCCGGAGAACACCUACGCAACGCCCGAGGGAUACGUAGGCGCACCGAAACCCACGAGUUUCGACUUCCAGUGCAACAUCGCGUGCAACUGCACGCUGAGCUACGUGAACCCAGUCUGCGCCGCUGAUGCCGUGGUCUACCUGUCGCCGUGCCUUGCAGGCUGCCGCAGAGAGCUUCAGCUCAACAAAAUGAUGAUGUACAGCGACUGCUCAUGCGUGAACGGCACGCUGACCCACUUGGCGGGCGUGAGCACCGAGCGACUCCUGGUCGAAGGCGUGCAGGCGACCCGUUCUCGCUGCCACGUCGACUGCCCUCUGCUCUUCGUCUACCUACUGGGCAUAUUCCUGGCGCUCAGCUCGGCCUUCCUCAACGCAGCGCCCGCCACGGCGGCAACCAUCAGGUGCGGGCAACCGGUCUGGGUCCUCUUUCACCCGUGGUGA